AUGUCUAUUGAGGCCAAUUCGGACACAAAAUUGACAGUAAAUGAGUUGAUCACAAAAUCCAAUGCAUUAGCGAUGGCUUUGUUGAAGAAGGGGAUCAAUAAAUCAGAUAUUAUUCUUACUUUUGCCGAUAAUUCAAUUGAAUUGGUUAUCGCAAUAUUUGCGAGCGUAUGGUUGGGCACAACCGUCUGCCCAAUCAGUCCCGUCGCUAAUGUCCACGAAAUAGAGAGCCAUUUGGAAAAACUAGACUCUUUGGUGAUCUUCACGUCAACAACUAAAGCCGAAAUCAUAUCCAAAGCGUUAAAAAACGACAAAAUAAAUGAUUGCGUAAAAUUGAUCACUAUAUUGGACGGCACUUAUGAUGAUUACAUCGAUUUUUGUGAAUUACUUAAACUGGGAUCCAAUCAACGGUUGUCAACCGUCCCAUACUUUACUGUCGAUCCCGUGAAAGAUAUAUUUUUAAUGUUACAAAGCUCUGGGACUACAGGAGUGCCCAAAUCUGUGUUACACACACACUAUGGCUACUCUUUGAUAGUAAACUACGAGUGUUGGACUCCGGGAAAGAAACCUGUAUUUGGGAACAUAACUCCGUUCGGGAGUCUCUCGGGUUCGGGAUUUUUAUUUCGCUUCGUAACCUCUGGCGUACCAUUCGUUAUAUACCGAGCGUUAAGCGAGCAGUUGAUCGUUAAGAGUAUUGAGAAAUACAAAAUCACUUUCAUGUUUAUAACGCCCCCAUUGGGACACCGACUCAUUGACGAACAACUCGUUGAUAAUUAUGAUCUCUCGAGCCUUCAAUUCGUAACAGUGAGCGGAGCGGCCUUUUCGGCCACAGUUGCCAAAACACUAAUCCACAAAUUUAAUGUUAAAUUCACCCAGGGAUACGCGAUGUCUGAAUAUGGGUUGAUAACAGAUUUUCUUGAGGUUGAUCCCAAUGAAUAUGAGUUGAUCGAGGGCAAUUUGGGUCGACCCAUAACUAACACCGAAAUAAAAGUGAUUGAUUUGACAAACGGAUCAAAUUUAGGGCCCAAUAGUGACGGCGAGAUUUGUGUUCGCGGGCCUCAAAUGUUUGCCGGAUAUUUAAACAACUCGUUGGCCACCAAUGAAGCCAUAGAUAGUGAGGGAUGGCUUCACACCGGAGAUAUCGGUCAUUAUGACCAACAAAAUCGCUUAUUCAUAACCGAUAGACUCAAAGAACUGAUCAAAUUUGGGACAAAACAGGUCUCCCCGACAGAGAUUGAGCUAUUUUUAGAGACACACAAUUGUGUGGCAGAGGCGGCAGUGGUUGGCGUUAAGCACGAGAUUGAAAGUCAAUGGGUUAGGGCUUAUGUCAAAGUGAAAGAUGGGAUGUCUAUCACCGAAGAGGAGAUUAAAAAAUACGUUUCGGACAACAUGAGUGAUGCGAAACAGUUAAGGGCUGGCGUUGUGUUUGUCGAUCACAUCCCGCGAACGAGUCUCGGAAAAGUGAACCGAAGAUAUUUCAAACAACUGGUCGAUAAUGAAUUGAUUGUUUCGUUUUAAGCAAUGUUUUAUAUAAAAUGAGCAUGGUAGUAAACAUAUUAUUAGAUAUUAUAAGUGAUUGGCAUAAUUAUAAUUACUGUUAUAAGUGAAAGUCUUUACAAUUUUGUCUAUUUCAUAAUGUAUUUACUUUUUAGCGUUGAAAUAUUGUAAUUCAUUUAAUAUUUAAUAUGUAUUUAAUAGGUAUUAUUUACAAAUC
Messenger RNA from Medioppia subpectinata, 1711 nucleotides. The record is from the annotation of a GenBank genome assembly. NCBI's taxonomy places the organism in Eukaryota, Metazoa, Arthropoda, Arachnida, Sarcoptiformes, Oppiidae.